Messenger RNA from Carya illinoinensis, 867 nucleotides. RefSeq lists its product as uncharacterized. The record is from RefSeq and is a predicted model, not a curated record. Gene Ontology annotation, molecular function: nucleic acid binding. Gene Ontology annotation, biological process: DNA integration. Lineage: Eukaryota; Viridiplantae; Streptophyta; Magnoliopsida; Fagales; Juglandaceae. The transcript has 4 exons. The annotation marks the transcript as partial.
CCUACUAUGAAAGAAGUGGUGAAAAAUGAAGUGUUGAAACUAUUAGAUGCAGGAAUCAUAUAUCCUAUUGCUGAUAGUAAAUGGGUAAAUGCCCCAUUUGAGUGGACACAAGAUUGUCAAGAGGCCUUUAAAACGCUAAUUGGCAAGCUUACCUCAGCACCCGUAAUGCAGCCACCUGAUUGGACUUUACCUUUUGAGAUUAUGUGUGAUGCAAGUGAUUUUGCUAUAGGUGCUGUACUUGGACAGCGAAGGGAGGGAAAGCCUUUUGUCAUUUACUAUACUAAAUUUGACAUCACCAUCAAAGACAAGAAAGGAGUGAAGAACGUAGUGGCUGACCAUCUCUCGAGGCUCACAUUUGAGGACACCUCUGACCACCUGCCAAAUAGAGAUGAUUUUCCCGAUGAGCAUUUACUAUCUAUUACUUCUCUACCAUGGUUUGCUCAUAUUGUGAAUUAUUUGGCUGCAGGUGAGAUACCGGUGGAUUGGAGCGCUCAGGACAAGAGAAAGUUCAUAACUGAGGUACGUAAUUUCUAUUGGGAUGAUCCUUUUCUUUUCAAAUACUGCCCUGACCAAAUUUUAAGGCGUUGCAUCCCUGAUGAAGAGAUUGCUAGCGUCUUGGAAUUUUGUCACUCUCAAGCUUGUGGGGUAGAUUAUGUGUCAAAAUGGGUAGAGGUAGCAGCUUGCAGGAGCAAUGAUAAUAGGACGGUAAUCAAAUUUCUCAAAGAGAAUGUGUUAUCUCGAUUUGGUACACCACGUGCUAUCAUUAGUGAUCGGGGUACACAUUUUUGCAACCGUUCUUUUAAGGCUUUGAUGAAAAAAUAUGGGGUGGUACAUAAGAUCUCUACUGCCUACCACCCCCAGACAAGU